Messenger RNA from Phascolarctos cinereus (koala), 5857 nucleotides. RefSeq names its product 1-acylglycerol-3-phosphate O-acyltransferase 2 (gene AGPAT2). Gene Ontology annotation, molecular function: 1-acylglycerol-3-phosphate O-acyltransferase activity. Lineage: Eukaryota; Metazoa; Chordata; Mammalia; Diprotodontia; Phascolarctidae. Gene Ontology annotation, cellular component: endoplasmic reticulum; membrane. The record is from RefSeq and is a predicted model, not a curated record. Gene Ontology annotation, biological process: phosphatidic acid biosynthetic process.
UCGACCACUCUCCUAAAUGUUGGAUAAGCCAGGUGAAGAAGACCGUUUUCGGUGUUUCUUUUAACUUCCUUCGAGUUUCUUUAGGUAACUGAGUCCAUUUACUAUGUUUUCUUUCCUAACCACCCCCCUACCCCUACACACACCCGCUCCAGGGCCAGCAACAAAAGAAUAGUGUUUCUCAUGUGUUUAUUUUUGUCCCGGUGGGGCUGCGGGGGGAUUAGCAAUUGUACCUCUUAGGGGUUGGAUGCAAGAGUAAAUAGAGUGACGAAAGAAGAGAGGGCUGAGAAAAUGCAUGUCUAAGCGCUUACCAAGAAGCGAGGGGCGAAGGAGAGCGGGCACUGGGUAUUUGGAGAGUGGGUGGAAGAAGCCAGUGGGACGGGGUGGAGGGUGGGUGGGAGAAGACUGAGACUCAGGCAGAGAAAGGGAAUACAAAGAGUGACCCGCACGGAACAAAUGAGUAAAGAAGGCCAGCAAAAGGCUGCAGAGGACCUAAGAGGCCGGGGGAGUGGGGGCGGGUAGGGAGUCGGAGGGGCGGGCUGGUGCCUGGGGGUGGGGACCGUUGGGCGGGGCUCCGGCCUGCACCUUGCCUAUUCUUUCGCCCGCUCCCUCUCUCCACCCCUGGGGCCGCCUGCGCCCGCCCCUCCCUGCCCCUCCUCCCAUGCAAUAAGGGGAGCUGAGGGGGGGGAGGGGGAGCCGCGCGGCAGCACCUAAGGAGAAUUGAGUCGGGCCGGCCGUCGGGAGUCGGGGGCAGAAGAUCCAAGACAUCCCCGGCCCGAGCUGUAGCGCGCGGGGUGCUCCCCCUUGAGAGCGGGGAGAAGGGGGGCCCCCGGCGACGCCCCCAGGUCGACACGCCCGGCUCCCGGGCGCGCCAGCCGCGCGCUCAUUUCCUGGAGCGCUCCUGCCCGUCGGGCCGGCCCGGAGCCGAAGCCAGUAUGGCCAGUCUGGAGCCAUGGACUUGCGUGCUGCUGCUGUUGCUGCUGCUGCUCGCGCUACCGCUGCUGAGUCGAACUGCCAAAUUCUAUUUUAGGAUCGGCUCCUACUGCGUGUUAUGCGUGGUGACCUCCGUGGUGGCCAGCGUGGUCUGCGUCCUGUGCCAUGGGGGCCGCACCGUGCGCAACAUGAGUAUCAUCAAGAGGUUUGUCCAAACUUUUAAGUACUUUUAUGGGCUCCGGUUUGAGACCGGUGAAGAGAAACUGCAUGAUAGCAAGCCAUGUGUCAUCAUCUCCAACCAUCAGAGCAUCUUGGAUAUGAUGGGUCUGAUGGAGAUCCUCCCAAGAAACUGCAUCCAGAUUGCCAAGAGGGAGCUGCUUUACAUGGGCCCUGUGGGCCUAAUCAUGUAUCUCGGGGGUGUCAUCUUCAUCAACAGAAAGCGGACAAGCACAGCCAUGUCAGUGAUGGAGGAGGUGGGAAACACCUUGGUUCAGAAAAAUCUGAAGGUGUGGAUUUAUCCUGAGGGAACACGGAAUGAAAGUUAUGACCUUUUGCCAUUCAAGAAGGGUGCCUUUUAUCUGGCUGUUCAGGCCCAGGUGCCAAUCAUUCCUGUGGUAUAUUCGUCAUUCUCUUCCUUUUACCAUCCGGAGAAGAAAAUCUUCACAACAGGGAAGAUCAAAGUAGAAGUGCUGGAUCCAAUCAAGACAGAAGGCCUGACGGUGACUGACAUCCCAAAGUUGCUAGAGACCUGCCGUUCUGUCAUGAGAGAGACAUUUUUCAGACUAUCUAACAAGCCAAAUGAAAAUAGGACCAAUGGGCCAACCUCACAACCUAUGCAGUAGCCCUAGGCUCCCUCCCCUGCCCUUCUGCCCAGGGUGAGAGCAUGAACGGAGACGCCUCCCUUUCCUGUUGCCAAAUGUCAUGGUUUCUGCCUCCCCUGGGCUUUCAUUCUGGGUCACCUUCUCCAGAGGCCCUCUUCAUACCAUCUUUCUUUGGACAUUCCUUCUCUUGUCAUCCAUGGAUGUGGUUUCUACACUAUGCCUUCCUCCCCACAGUUGGGCCCCAAGACAUCCUCUCUUUUAUGUCACAAGCUGAGCAGUGAAGUCCUGUGCUAUGAGUGACCCUUGCUAGCUGAACCAGAUUACCAUCUCUCUGGAGUUUGAGAUCUUGUCUAGGUGAAUGAAUGACUUUUGGGGAGAAUGGGGGCUGUGUGGUCUGCCUGCACUGAAGUUUAACAUCCUACCCCUAUCAUCCUUACUCUGCCUACUGGUGUCCAGCUCAGGUAUUAGGAACAAACUUUUCCAGGCUGCCAUUGGCACAGCAAGUAUGAAAAUGCCCAACUUGCUACUUCCUUGUUCUCUGAGUCUUUCUAUCUCUUACUGAUCAAGUCCUGGCACUCUGGGGAGCUACAGAAAAAUCCCUCUGGAUGGACAGGCAGCCUACGCUGCUGGCAAAGGCCAAGACCCUCUUUAAUGAUGCCUGAGUUCCCAGAGACCUAAAAUUAGAGGUGGCACAGCCAUGUCUCUGAAAUCCUUGCCCAAUUAUUCCUGGAACCUGGGUGGAUGGUGGUGAAGAGAGAUCUGUUUUAUGUUAGCACUCUUACAGCAACAGACCAGGGCACACUGAGUUCAGAAUGCUCUUCUUGUGUCUAAAGAGACCCUGUUCCUUAGACUGUGGUCAAGGAGAGGAGUGAGAGAAUGGACUGAGCAAUGAGUUUCCUCCCCUCCAUGACCCAGGAGAGCUGGGCUGGCCCUCAAACCAUCAGCCUGGUGGUUAGAGACAUGAGGCCUUUGGAAGGAGUGGCCUGGUAGAGAAGCUGGCCUUCUGGGGACUAAAACAAGGAGGAGCUCCCCAUAGAUAGUGGGGUUGUUGUGGGAGGGUGGUUGAGACUCGGUGGAUAGCUUGGGAUUCUUCCCAAGCUAACUUUAGUCAGCUGGUCCUAGGAGAUGAGAACACUGACUUUCUCUUGUGCUGAGUCUAGCUUGGUACCGCAGAGGGGACAAAGUCCAGACCUUUGCUGGGGCUAUCGUGGUGGCUUCCCAGUCAGACUACCCAGAUGGGUCCUGAGGAGCAAGUUUGGGGGCAUGCACUCAGGCCAAAUGUUCCCUUGAAUCUAAGAUUGCCAGGUAGUCUUUGGGGGCCAGUCUUUCAGUCUGAGGGAGGAAGGCAGGGCUGGCACUCUGUCUUUGCUGCUCGUGUUUCACAGAGGUCUUCCAGAGCUCAACAUCCCUCCUCUCUUUAUCAGUGUUUACAGAGAAGAAAAGAAGGAUGGGAGUGGCCUGAUUAUCAUGGGGGAGAGAAAGUUGGAGCAUCUUGCUCUAAGUAACCUAUUAAAUCUAAUAGCACUUUUACUGAGGGGAUAAAGAAAAGCCAAAGGAAUUGGGGAGGGUGAGAGGGGAUCCUGGGGUCUCUGCAGCUCUGGGAGAGCAGCAAAUGGGGUCCAUGGAUGCCUAGUGGGCUUCUGUUGGAAAAGUGCCUCUGCUGGUCAAGUCUAAUUUUGUGAAAAAUGUAUGUUUGAUCUAAAUUGCACAAUUUUUGUUUUUCAUAAAGCAGUUAUUUGAAAAGCUCUUGGAGUGGUAGUCACUUGUGGAAAUUUUUCUGGAAGUCAAAAAGGCUUAGUUUUGGAUUUGCCUACUGCAGCACUUAGGGUUUCUCUGGGUCCAAGGCACAAGGGCAGAUAGAUUUGAGAGGACUCCUGGCUGAGUAUCUACAUCCAGUCCCAGUACUUUGGCCUUUUCCAGCCCCAUAUCCGUGGAGACAGUCCCAAAAAGAUGGCCCAUCCUGGAGUGGGUGACUUCAGAUAAUGCCAGACUGAAAGACUCAGUGGGCCUCUAACUUCAUUGGUAUAAGGGAACUUCCUGAGAAGAGAUAGACUCGCUACCACUUCAGGUAGCAACUCCUCAAGCAGCUUAGCAUCUUAGAGAGUUGCCUGGAGCACCAAGAGAUUCAGGGACCUGCCCAGCUUCCCAUAUCCAGUGUAUUUCAGAGGUUAGUCCAGACCUUCCUGGCUCUGAGGGCCAGCUCUUUAUUCCAUAAGCCUCAGGGCAGAACCAGCUGGAAGACCUGGGUUCAAAUUUUGCCUCUGAUACAUGCUGGCUUUGAGACUCUGAGCAAGGCACUAAAUCUCUCAGUGGUCUAAGCAAAUCUCCAACUUUUAAGUUGCAGAGAAGGGACUUAUGUUGGAAGAGGGAUGAAAUCCCAAGUUGAAACACUAUCCCAUAUACUACUGACCUAUGGCAAAAGAUCUUGUUCUGCCCUUCCCCAUUCCCUAGUCAGACGUCAGAGAUGGGUGUGGACCAUUCAGGCAUAAAUGGUUCUCAUGCUUUUGAUGUUGGCAAAACUCUUUACAUACAGACAUGGUCUGAUUUUAUCUUCAGAAGAGCCCUACACAGACUUAAAUGCCAGAGGCAUUGUCAUCCCCAUUUUACAAAUGGGGAAACUGAGGCUUAGGUUUAAGUGACAUCCCCAGCAAGUGUCAGAAGCAAGAUUCAAAGUCAGUUAUUACCGACUUGAUACAGAAUCCUGGGACCAGCUGUCCUGAACUCUGCAUGGGAACACACACACACACACACACACACACACACACACACACACACACACACACACACACACACACACACACACACACACACACACACACACACACACACACACACACCCCUCAGUGCUGAGGCCUAACACUCAGCUAAGCUUGGUUCAUGUGAUUGGGUCAUUGUCUGGAAUGCCCUCUAGAGAUCUCACCACUCUAUUUCCAUGCUGACAGAUGUGAGCAAGCUCAUUGUGAAAUUGGCAAGGUUUUUUUCUGUCCUUUGCCCCUCUCCCCAUUUUGUGCCCUGCUGUUGUUGCUACUAGGAGAGUACCCUGGAGAGUACCAUAGACAAAGGUGCCCAGGAUUUAACAUGAGCCUUUCCCAAAGAGCUUUGUGUUUUUCAAAAGAUGAACUUUUCAAUUAAUUUAAUUUCAUACACACACACACAUCCUCUGUGUAAGACUAAUCCUUGUGACUCACUAGCCAAUGAGUAUUGAGCACCUACUAAGUGCCACGUGUUGGGCUAGGAACUGAGGAAGUAAAGACAAAUAUUAGGUAGACCCUGCCUUGUUCUCUCUGCAGAUAAGCAGAUUUCAUCUGUUGAUAUUAAAAGUUUUCAAUUGGCUGCUUUCGUUACAGAUUUUUAACCCGUGUAUUGGAUAAUGCCUGUUAUUGAGAUGAUGUUUGUAAAGUACCUCGCACAUAGUAGUCAUUUAACAAAUGUUUAUUCCCUCCUUUCCCCAUCUGUAUAAUACCAGUAAUAAAACCAUUUUAUAUGUGUUAUCUUAGUUGAUCCUCAUAAAACCUUGUGAGGUAAGGAGUACUGCUAUUAUAACCUAUACUUAGCCUAGAUGGAAACCUAAGUUCAAACACACAUAUAAUGUUGGAGGAAGGACUCAAGCACCUGUCUCUCUUAAUCCCAAGUCUUGUAUUCUUUUCCAGUAUAUUGGGCUUCCUACUCUUUGGGAGUGAUAAUUAGCAUUAAGUAUAAUUGAUCACCUUGCUAGAUCAACAACAGCUUUGAUGCUCUAACAAGCCCGUGAGAAGGACAACAGCCAUGUGUCAAGCAGACCAUGCGUGAGGGGAGCUAAGGUACCUCUUCAGGGCAUCCCCCACAUCUUAGAGUAGUUUUAAGCUACCAAAACUUAUUCAACAAUAGCAAAAUCUUUGAAAUGUAGGAAGUUAGAAGCCUCAUCUGGUUUCUUUCAGUGGUGUAUUUUUACUGCAUGGUUGCAUUCUCAGGAAUGAAGGGCUACCCCAGGAAACAUCAGGCCUCCAAUAUUUUUCCUCCUUAUGUGGCUUUUCCUCCCCUCUACAAACAAGCAUUGAUUUAGCACUUACUGUGUGCCAAACACUAUUCUAGGUGCUGUGGUUGCAAAGAUUAAAAAUAACAUUCUC